UGAUAGAGAAGUGUCUGAAGAGGGCCAGUGUCACGAGCAGGUGUUUGGCCAGUCAGAUCAGGGAGCAGCAUUUUGGCGUUCGCUCCCACAGUUGGACCAGCAAAUUACAUAUCACUGAGGGACUGCAGUAAAGCAGUUAAACUUGGCAGAAAUCUGGAGGUUCCCAACCCCCUUAAGAUGUACGGCCUGUACUUGGAAGCGGUGAAUGAUUAUAUCAAUGAGUCGUACGGAGAGGAUGUAUGGAGGCUGAUAGAGGCUCGGGCAGAGAUACCGCAUCUCAAGUUUGUCCGCCAUCAGAUGUACAAUGACAACCUAAUCCUGCGGCUAGCCAAGGCAGCUGGUGAGGUCCUGGGGAAGACCCAUGAUGAGCUCAUGUAUGCCUUCGGGGUUUACAUGGUGAAGAGGAUCGGGAACUAUGGCUACGAGAGGAUUCUCAAGGUGUUGGGGCGUAAUGUGCGUGACUUCAUCAAUGAGCUGGACAACCUGCACGAGUACUUCCGCUUCUCUUUCCCCAAGGUACAGCCUCCCAGCUUCUGUGUGGAGGAGGAGUGUGAGACCAGCCUCACCCUGCACUACCGCAGCACCCGCAAGGGCUUCACCCAGUUUGUCAAAGGCCAGCUGUCUCAAGUGGGAAGGCAGUUCUACAAUACAGACAUUGAAGUUGAGAUCCUGUCCAAAGAGGAGACUGAGAAGAUGACAUAUGUGAUCUACAAGAUGAACUUUGACAACGCUGCCUUCAAGCACCGCAUGCCCCAGCAGAAGACGGCCCCGGGGUACGAGAAACUACCCAUGAAGAGGGGCAUCUUUUUCGACAUGUUCCCCUUUAGUGUGAUCUUCCGCCGGGACAUGACCAUGUACCGCAUUGGGGACGGCCUAAAGGAGGUCUUCUCCGACCUGCAGGGCAAGAAGGUCAACGAAGAGUUCACCCUGGUGCGGCCCAUGCUGGAGUUCAGCUGGGACAACAUCUACACCCACCUUAACAAUGUGUUUGAGCUACUGUCCAAAGCUGUGGUGGAGAGCAAGCAGAAGGUGAAUGUCCCUAAACUGAGCAAGGAAAAGGAAGAUGAGGGAAAAGAGGAGAACGAGAAACCCAAGAGAGAGGAAGAGAGAGGUACAGAGAAGUCAAGGGUCCGCCCGUCGCCACAGUCAACCGACAGGAGAGAUGUGAAGUCUGUGGAGGAGAUGAAGGGGGAUCAGGAGUUCAGCAGUGCUCUGACACAGUACAACAGCUCAGCCAACUCAGGGGGAGAGGACAUCGAGCUGCUCGCCUUCCAGACUGUCACCGGGAAGUGCAGUGAAACCAUCUUCGAGGAUAUGAGGGAACCUCCCAAGAAGCCCCUCCACCUGAAGGGUCAAAUGAAGUACGUCCCCCAGUGGGACUCGCUCAUCUUCCUCAGUACACCCAUUAUAGAGACAGUGGAGGACAUGAUUAAAAUGGGCGUCUAUGUGAAUGAUCUGAACCUACACGACUCCAGCCGAGAGCUCAUCUUAGCUGGAACACAGCAGUCGGCUGAACUUCAGCUGGCUCUUGACCAGGAGCAGCAGAAGUAUGCCCAGCUCCAGGAGAUCAUCAAGAAGCUGGACGAGGAGAAGAAGAGAGGAGACUCCCUCCUCUACGCCAUGAUCCCCAAAGCUGUGGCUGACCGGCUCAGGAAGGGUAUCACGGCCCUGGAGACAUGCCAGGUGUUCCCGGACGUGACCAUCCUAUUCAGCGACGUGGUGAAGUUCAACGAGAUCUGCAUCCACAUCACGCCCAUGCAGGUGGUGGACAUGCUCAACGAGAUCUACAUCGUCUUCGACACGCUCAGCGAGAAGCACAACGUCUACAAGGUGGAGACCAUCCGAGAUGCCUACAUGGUGGUGGCAGGCGUGCCCAAUAAGACAACCUUCCAUGCACACCACAUAUGUGACAUGGCCCUGGACAUGCUGAGCUCCAUCGACCACCUCAAAGACCCCUCCACUGGAGACAAUAUCCAGAUCAGAGUCGGGAUCCACUCAGGGAUGGUGGUGGCUGGGGUGGUGGGGCUGAAGAUGCCUCGCUACUGUCUGUUUGGAGACACAGUCAACACUGCCUCCCGCAUGGAGAGCAAUGGGGUGGGCAUGCAGAUCCACAUAAGCCAGACCACCAAAGACCACUUGGAACAUGAGCCCUACAUAAUUGAGGAGAGGGGAAAGAUUUUUGUGAAGGGUAAAGGCUACAUGAAGACAUAUUGGCUGAAGGGGAAGAAGGACCUGUCGUUUAAGACUCCAGCAGAGCUCCGCUACAGCAGUGAACAGAAGGACUCAGAGGACAGGAGCUCCAAUGGGUCCACCUGCACCAACACCAAGCGCUCCACCUCCAACCUGAACAUUCCCAACGAGGAGCAGGCAGAGGGCAAGCCCACCCCCACAGAGCUGCCUGCAGAGCCCUUACCUUCACUAGAGGGCGCCCCUGAGGACCCCACAGACCCCACCGAGCCCCAGGAGAAGAAAGUAAAAAAGAACACUAAGAACAACAACAAAGGGGGCGUGGCCAAGCCCGAAGCUCCUCCCCAGCAGGUCAAUGUAGUGCAGGAGAGUGCAGUUCUUCCUGCUGCUGCCCAGGAGACCCCCACGGCUCCCCCGGCCUCCGCCGCCCCAGUGCUCAACAACAAGAAGAACAGCUUCAGGCAGCACACCAAGCUGCCCGCCCACCUUCCCAUGCGCAGCACUUCCUGCUGCCUACUGUGAGAGGAGAGGCUAAAAUAAUGUGACUGGCCUGCAUCUUAUUGACAGUCCUGUGAAGGCAAACCUGAAACUGACCCUAACCUUGAACCUCAACCAAUUAGAAAAUUCUACAUGGUUUCGCUGGUUAGUCAUGUCCCUUUUAGUUUUUCCCUACUGUGAGAUGGACCAGGCCAGAGUUCAAGACCUCUCAGAUCAUGGGCCAGCCUUCAUGUUCGAUAUAUUUUAUGAUGCCCUGGUGUCUAUCCUAUGUUUUUUCUUAGGCAGGACCUGAGGGUCCCCACAGCAAUAUUCAGGGCAUCCCACACCUAAAUGUAAUGUAUUAAUCAAUUUAUUCAAGGUGGAGUAACAGAGGUAGACAGGGCGGACCACCUCACCUAAGUAAUAAUAGUGGAAACAUUGAUGCUCCUAAAAUUAAACAAAUGUGACAUUGCUGAAAAGGGAAAAAAACAUUUAUCUCCCAAACAAAUAUAUACUGAUACUCAUGUCUUGAUGACAUGUUAAACAGUGGGCCUUUUUUGGUAAUACAAGCACCUGGCUAAUGUUAUGGAUUUCUGCAUGUUGUUGAUAGGAAACAGGUCAAUAAAUGUACAGUUCAUGUACUAUUUAUUAAGUUAUUACCGUUGGUGAAAACACAUUUUCUAAUUACAGGAUCACAAUGGAUUGGUAUACAGAGUAAGAUGAUAUGUCAAGAGAUGGUUGUAUUUUAUUUGCAUAAACUAGUUCUGAGAAGUCUGACACAAGUUACAGUUCUGAUACUGUAUUUAAUGAUGGAAUAAUAUUGACUUUAAUAAUCAUUUAUAUAAUAGCGCUUUUCCUAAUGCUGUAAGUGCUUUACUUUUCUGUUUUGUAUUUGUAAUUUGUUGCACGUUUACUGUAUGUUAGCACUUCUUUGUCCAUAAAAACUGUACAGACAAACACGUCACGUGUUUAUUUCCUUGUUGAUAUCUGUAAAUGUUUUGCUUGACAAUAAACACACACAAA
Molecule: messenger RNA, 3687 nt
Organism: Oncorhynchus kisutch (coho salmon)
Lineage: Eukaryota; Metazoa; Chordata; Actinopteri; Salmoniformes; Salmonidae
Product: soluble guanylate cyclase 88E
Exons: 17
Coding region: 178-2709 (843 amino acids)
Biological process (GO): cGMP biosynthetic process; response to oxygen levels; nitric oxide-cGMP-mediated signaling
Cellular component (GO): guanylate cyclase complex, soluble
Molecular function (GO): heme binding; guanylate cyclase activity
Source: RefSeq, a predicted model, not a curated record